This is a messenger RNA of Pipistrellus kuhlii (Kuhl's pipistrelle), 2399 nucleotides long. Its product is annotated as phospholipid scramblase 4. Gene Ontology annotation, biological process: plasma membrane phospholipid scrambling. Bases 166 to 1161 code for a protein of 331 amino acids. The transcript has 9 exons. Gene Ontology annotation, molecular function: phospholipid scramblase activity. Lineage: Eukaryota; Metazoa; Chordata; Mammalia; Chiroptera; Vespertilionidae. The record is from RefSeq and is a predicted model, not a curated record. Gene Ontology annotation, cellular component: plasma membrane.
GGAGUGGCCACCGCUCCAGGCCGCCUCCCGCCACGCCCUGGUUGUUUUUGCAGGAAACACCCUCCUCUCCCUCUGCUCCCGCCGCCCUCAGCCUUCCUCUGGGAAAGUCCGAUCCCGCCCGACGGAGCGAGAGCGGAGCAGUCGGAUUAUUUGGAAUUCUUCAAAAUGUCAGGUGUAGGCCCCACGGCCCCUGAGCAACCUACAGAUGAAACAGGAAGCCAAGUAAAGUCAACGGAUCCAAGGCCUGCUGUCCCUCCAGGCUAUGAUUCCCAUGUGGUACCAGGGCCCCCUGGAGCGUACGUUCCUCCGCCGGCAGGCUACCCAGGAGGCAUGCCCAUGGGAUAUUAUGGUCCGCAGCAGCCCGGUGCCUUCCCGUUCGGCCAGCCGCCCAGUAGUACCCAUCCUAUCCAGUACCAGCCUGGUAGAUAUCCAGUCUCCAGUCAGUCUGCUCCAGUAAUAUGGAUGCCAGGGCCGACUCCCAUGCCCGACUGCCCUCCUGGUCUGGAAUGCCUAACCCAGUUGGACAACAUACAUGUUUUUCAGCAUUUUGAACCUCUGGAAUUGAUAACACGUUUUGAAAUUAAUAACAAAUACGAUGUUAAAAACAACCUGGGCCAGAUGGUGUACUUUGUAACUGAAGACACAGAUGACUUCACCAGGAAUGCUUACCGGACACUAAGGCCCUUUGUCCUCCGGGUCACGGACUCCAUGGGCCGGGAAGUCAUGACAAUGCAGAGACCCUUCCGAUGCACCUGCUGUUGCUUCUGUUGUCCCUCCACCAGGCAAGAGCUGGAGGUGCAGUGUCCACCCGGCCGCACCUUGGGCUUCGUCAGGGACCACUGGAACAUGUGCCAGGUGGCGUACAGCAUCCAGAACGAGAAGAAGGAAAAAGUGCUGAGCAUCCGCGGGCCCUGCUCCACCUGUGGCUGUGGCUCGGACUCUGUGUUUCAGGUCAGAGGCAUCGACGGCGUCUCCAGCGCCGGCAGCGUCGUCCGGAAGUGGCACGGCCUGAUGUCGGCCAUGGGCCAGGCAGACCACUACGACGUCCACUUCCCGCUGGACCUGGACGUGAGGAUGAAGGCCAUGAUCUUCGGAGCUUGCUUCCUCAUCGACUUCAUGUAUUAUGAAAGAUCACCACAGCAAGAUAGAAGAACAAGAUAGAAGAACACAGAAAAUCAGCAUUAUGGUUUUAAAAAGUUAGAAAAGUUGUACUGGGCUUACAGUCAACCCUCAAUUAUUUGCUUUUGCAGAUUACUUUUAUUUCAUGUUGGCGCUGACAGGCAGCCUGAGAGGGUAAGAACACGAUCUAACUGCAUUUCAGUUGAGAAUCUGUCUCGUUGUCUACAUGGUGUACUAGGAGUUCAUCCUGAAAAAGCUUUGGCUCGUGAACCAAGUAAUGUAGAUGUGAUGAGCUGAACAACACUUCAAUAUAAGAGAGGGGAAUAUGAGCCCCAGAGUUCUCACAUUGAUAGGUAAUGGUCACCAACGACAAAUUUGACUGGAGGUGAAAAGAACGAUAUUCUUCAUCUUAAAAAAAAAAGAAAAAAGGAAGGCAGGCAGAAGUAUGCUGUUAUUGUACAAGGAACAUUUUCCCUGUGCACAUGUUUCCCUCAUCUUGCAAAAUUUAUGAAAGUUUCAAUGGAAAACUUGAUUUUAUUAUCAAAUAAAACGUUUUUUAUCUUAAGCUUUAUGUUUUCCAUGCUUGUCCCCUUGUUCGUGGACAGCCAGGAACUGCCUUAUAUCUGAAGACAAAGUCAGACUAUCAGGGAAAAGGGUGACCACAGCUCCUGUGGAUCUCUUAGCAACUUAGAGGCAUCAGUGCCCUUGUCAGAAGAUUGUAUUUAAUACAUUUACCUCUUUUGGUCACAGAUGCCUUAUAUAUAAAAUAUUCGCAGCCAAACCUCUAAGAUUGCCUGGUGAACCUCUGUCUCCCUCGUUGUAAGGCUGAGGAGAUAACUUUUUCUUUCAAGAAGAUCCUGAUAAAAAAUGUGCUGUUUGAGUGACAGGAGCUAGAGUUUUGUUUUCAAAUUUUAAAAUGUGACGGUCUGAGUAGCACUUUGUAAAAGCAAGAUCUAGAAAUUUUGUAUAAAUUUUGACACUGCUUACUAUUGCUUUGCUGCUUUUUAAGUGAUAGAUAAAUUUGUAUCUAUGCAAAGAUAAUAAAACAAUAAACUUUCUAUAGAUUACAUAGGAUAAGAUUAUAUAGGAUACAGACUAUAUAAGAUCAAUGUAGUUAACGUAUAAAUUGUACUUGUUUGUAUUAACUAACAUGCUAUGUCAGUGACUACACUGUGAUAAAUCACUUGCUUUUAUUGCACUUUAGCAGCCUGUCUGACAUGUACUGUGUGUCUGUCUAACACAGCCAGUACAUAGAAUGGAAUGUGUUCUUCUGCUUCUUA